AUGUCUCAAUCGCAACCCGUCACUGAGGUUGCCCCUCCUUCCGCCGCCACCGAUGCCGUCCUGAUGGCCUCGGAACCCGUGCCUGAGGGCACUCAGCAGGUCCAGGGUGUGGAUUUUGAAAAGUUCAAGGGCCGCGACAUUACUGUCGCAGAGAUGGUCGACAACAUGAAGUACAUGGGGUUCCAGGGGAGUGCCGUGGCCGAAGCGACGGGCAUCAUCAAUGAUAUGCGAGCCUAUCGAGACCCCGAGACCGGCGCAAAGACCACUAUCUUCCUCGGAUACACGUCCAAUCUGAUUUCUUCCGGGCUACGCGACACCAUCCGCUACCUCGUCCGCAAUCGCCAUGUUUCCGCCAUCGUCACGACCGCCGGUGGUGUCGAGGAAGAUCUCAUCAAGUGUCUGGCUCCGACCUACAUGGGUUCAUUCACCGCGCCGGGUGCCGGUUUGCGUGCCAAGGGUUUGAACCGAAUCGGCAAUCUGCUAGUCCCGAACAGCAACUACUGCGCCUUUGAAGACUGGCUGGUCCCCAUCCUGGAUAAAAUGUUGGAGGAGCAAGAGGCCGCCAAGAAGAAGGCGUUGGAGACGGGCGACGAGGAGGACGAGCUGCACUGGACCCCGAGUCGCGUCAUUAAGCGGUUGGGGCAGGAAAUCAACCACGAGGACUCCGUGCUCUACUGGGCCGCCCGCAACGACAUUCCCAUCUUCUGCCCGGCCCUCACCGACGGCUCUCUCGGAGACAUGCUCUACUUCCACACCUUCCGGUCCUCUCCGCAGCGACUGCGGAUUGAUAUCGUGGACGACGUACGGCGCAUCAACACCAUGGCCGUCCGGGCCGCUCGUGCGGGGAUGAUCAUUCUCGGGGGCGGGGUGAUCAAGCACCACAUUGCCAACGCGUGCCUGAUGCGAAACGGCGCCGAACACGCCGUGUACGUGAACACGGCUCAGGAGUUUGAUGGCAGCGAUGCGGGAGCUCGACCGGACGAGGCCAUUAGCUGGGGGAAAAUCAAGGCGGGCGCCAAGUCGGUCAAGGUGUAUGCAGAAGCUACUGUCGUCUUUCCUUUGAUGGUGGCAGCUUCCUUUGCCCGCGCCGACCAGCCUGCCUCGAGUGCGGACGACGCGGCUCGUAACUGA
Molecule: messenger RNA, 1131 nt
Organism: Aspergillus melleus
Lineage: Eukaryota; Fungi; Ascomycota; Eurotiomycetes; Eurotiales; Aspergillaceae
Gene: DYS1
Product: deoxyhypusine synthase
Exons: 2
Coding region: 1-1131 (376 amino acids)
Biological process (GO): peptidyl-hypusine biosynthetic process
Cellular component (GO): cytoplasm
Molecular function (GO): deoxyhypusine synthase activity
Source: RefSeq, a predicted model, not a curated record